AUGAAAUGCUCUGCACCCUCUGUGAUAUUGGGUAUGAAUUUCAUGGAGAUAGAUGAAUCUUGUUUAGAAUGCACUGUCGUGAAUUAUAAAAUGUAUGCCUUAAAUGUCCUUAAGGUUUUUGAGGAAGAAAUAGUAGCUUAAUAGAUAAUAAUUGUGUUAAAUGUCCAAAUAAUUGUUAGUUGUGUAAUAAAAGAGAUGAGGGUUCAGUACAUAAGAUUAAUACACUAUUUAUCAAUGUCAAAUAUGAAUAUUAUUCUUAUUAUUGUAUUUCCGGCUUUAGUGGAGAUUUUGAUUCGGAAUUAGGCUUAUUUUUAGAUUGUGAAGAAGGUCCAUGCUCACAAUAUAUUGAAAUCAAUUUAAAUUGAAUUUGUAGUUAAGAUUUAUAUUAUCAAUAACUGGACCAAUUAUAAAGUGAGGAGGAGAAAAGAAGAUUUACCCUUUAAAAUAUUUAAAAGCUAUCAAUUAUUUUCUACUACAAGUUGUUCACAAGUAAUCAUUCCUAAAACAAUUUUAGUUUGAAAACAUAGGAGUUUUAUUAAAUGGCUUAUCAAAAAUCAAUUAAGCAAGUUUUAAUAAAGAUAUUCCGUAUAUAAAACUAGAGGUGCUAUUUAAAUGAUGAAUUCCAGAUUUCAUAGAGUUUUAGUACAAAUAUAUUUUCAGCAAUGUAAUCAUAAUAAUUUUUUAAUUUAAAGAUGUAGAACUUGAAAUUUAUGGUAAUGGCAUUAUAAUUCAGUUCUAGAAAAAUCAUACAUCAUUCAAGUCUAAAAAUAACUAUUUUUUUGUCAAUUUCAAAAGAAUUCGCAUAGAAGGUAUAUAAAUUGAAGUGGACUAUUUUUCAUUUGGCCCAAGUUUAAUAAAAUUUCUAAGUCUUUUUGAAUAAACAGUUGAAUUGGUUGAUAUAUUAACAAGAUUAUGACUUAACUACUUUUUAUGUUAUUAUGGAAAAUGCAAAAAAUGUUGUUAUGCAAAAUUUUUGGAUAAAAGAUUUCAGAAGAAAAUUUUCCAUUUAAGCUUUUAUUUAGAUUAAAUAAAUGUAACUCCCAGGCAAUUAAAUUAAGCAAUAUUAGCAUUAAGAAUAGUGA
Paramecium octaurelia is the source of this 1082-nucleotide messenger RNA. Lineage: Eukaryota; Ciliophora; Oligohymenophorea; Peniculida; Parameciidae. The record is from the annotation of a GenBank genome assembly.